This is a messenger RNA of Rotaria sp. Silwood1, 988 nucleotides long. Lineage: Eukaryota; Metazoa; Rotifera; Eurotatoria; Philodinida; Philodinidae. The record is from the annotation of a GenBank genome assembly.
UAGGUUUGGGUGUGAGGUGUGGGUGUGGGUUUCCGUUUUGUCUUCAAUGACAGCCCACAUACACCCACAUCCCAUAUCCACAAUUCACACCCACACCCACGCCCACACACCCACCCACACCCCACACCUACACCCACACCCCACACCUACACCCACACCCCACACCUACACCCACACCCACAUCUACAUCCACACACCUACACUCACACCCACAUACACAUCCACACUCACAUUCACAUCCACGUAUACCCACCCACACUCACAUCCACACCGAGGCCUACACCACAAUCACAUCCACACCGAGACCUACACCUACACCUCACACCCAUUUCCGUAUCUAUAUCUCACAUCCACACUCACAGCCAUCCACAUGUAACCACACGCAACAGCCAUACCCAUACUCACAACGCGCGUGCCUGUGAAAAAGACAUGUCAUAAUGUGUCUAGCUAAUAUAAUUAGAAUGCAUAGCGUCUGUAAUCACAAUACAAAAAUCAUGGGACCAAUCAUUUUAUCCAUCGUCAUCAUUUUCAGCAUCAUCCAAACCCUCUGGAUACUCUUCGCCAUCCAUGUCAUCUUGAUCUUCUUCGCUGUCUUGAUCCUCUUGAUUCUCCUCGCUUUCCGGAUCCUCUUGAUUCUCCUCGCUUUCCGGGUCCUCUUGAUUCUCCUCGCUUUCCAGAUCCUCUUGAUUCUCCUCGCUUUCCUGAUCCUCUUGAUUCUCCUCGCUUUUCGGGUCCUCUUGGUUCUCCUCGCUUUCCGGAUCCUCUUGAUUCUCCUCGCUUUCCAGAUCCUCUUGAUUCUCCUCGCUCUUCGGAUCCUCUUGAUUUUCCUCGCUCUCUACAUCCUCUUGAUGCUCCUCGCUCUCAGGAUCCUCCUGGUCAUCAUCAUCGGCAGCAUCAUCUUGUUCAUCAUCACCUUCAGCAUCAGUCUGAUUGUUGUCACUGGCAGCAUCAGUCUGAUUGUUGUCACUGGCAGCAUCACUCUGAUUAG